AGAGCAAGCGGAGCACAAGGAAGCCGAGAAAACGACGACGCGGGACGCGGUGCCAUUGAGGACGUGGGCGCGGACGCGAGGCGUGCGUCACGCGCACGUCACGCUCGUCACACGACACCGGGCUGCCUUGGCUGCGUCCGACCGGUGCGGUCCCCGCCGGCCCUUCGGUGCUCGAGCGGCGGUGAUGGUGACGGCCUCGACGGUCUGCAGGGCGUCCGCGGCGGCGACUCUUGAGAUGUAUUGAUGCUGACUCCCUGCGACGUAUUCAUUUAUAUUAUCUUUAGUCUGAUUUCGUGAAGAAAAUGGCUCAGCCAAGCAAUAUGUUCCUCUACCGGAGGUUUGCUCUGGUACUUUUUAUUUUGGGCAUAUUUAUCUCUGCGGCUAUUUGUGAGAAGGAGCCUGUUGACGAAUCUGGAGCCCCCAGAACUGAGCCUGCCUUCCCCUCUGUUAGAGGUCAUGUUGUGGAGCAAUCAGAUAAAGAAGAAACAAAAGUUGUUACUCCACAAGGAGGUAAUCUUGGCUUUAUUCAUGCAUUUGUUGCGGCAAUAUCUGUCAUUGUGGUUUCUGAACUUGGAGACAAGACUUUCUUCAUUGCUGCCAUAAUGGCCAUGCGGCACCCUCGAUUGACAGUAUUCUUGGGUGCUGCUUCUGCUCUUGCAUUUAUGACUGUUCUAUCAGCUGUUUUUGGAUGGGCUGCAACAAUCAUUCCAAGAGCCUACACUUACUACAUAUCAACAGCUCUCUUUGCUAUUUUUGGCCUUAAAAUGUUACGUGAUGGAUAUUACAUGUCUCCUAAUGAAGGGCAGGAGGAAUUGGAAGAAGUUCAGUCAGAUUUACGGAAGAGAGAAGAUGAGGGUAAGAAUAGAGAAGAUCAACAACAAGAGGUUGAAGCUGAUCUAGUGGUGCAACCUGAAUCGACCGAGCAAGAGCCAGAUGGAUCAAAUAAAAUUAAAGAGGUGGUGAUAGAUCCUUCACUUCUUAAUAUUGAGGCCACAGCCUCUAACUCUCCUGAGAGCCAAAUAGAUAACAGCUCUAAAAAAAUUAAGUAUGAAAGAGAAACUACCUCAACUGGUGUGGAUGUUGAGACUGGUGGAAACUCAUCCAACAAGAAGAAAGGAAGAUGGCGUGCAAGUGCUCUGAAAAUGUUUUCCCGCAUUUUCGUGCAGGCCUUUACUCUCACAUUUUUGGCCGAAUGGGGUGAUCGUAGCCAACUUACAACAAUAAUCCUUGCGGCAAAUGAGGAUGUUGUCGGUGUAACUGUUGGUGGGACUCUUGGCCAUUGUUUAUGUACUGGCCUGGCAGUUUUAGGUGGUAGAAUGAUAGCGCAAAGAAUAUCUGUGCGCACAGUCACUAUCAUUGGCGGUGUGGUGUUCCUCAUCUUUGCAGUUUCUGCCUUGUUUUUUGAUCCAAAUGCAGUUUAAUUUAAUUUUCUUAGGACUUUUAUGAAACAGUAUUUUCUAGGACAGUUUUGAAUUCCAGUCUCCUCUUCCCCCUCUCUGAUGUAUAAAUUUUGGUGUUGAAAAAUUUUGUUGUUGAUAAAUUAUCUUUUGACUUUUAUCCCAAUGCACUUGUAGUAUCAAAAAGUCCUUUAAACUCAAGUCCAGUCUAUUGAAUUGUAUUGAGUUCCGUGUGAGUAUGAAAGUUCGUUAAACACACUUCUUUCAUCAGUGAUGUGAUGUUAGAAUUUUUGCAAAUGUUUACUUUCCACAAAACUAGGAACCAGCUUCAUUGUUUCUAUUUGAUUAUGAAAUGUUAUGUUUAGCUUUGCUCAAUCAACCAUGCAUACUUAAACUGCUACUUAUGUAGUCCACAUGUCUGUUUCUUCUGUAGCCAAAAAACAAACGACAAAAACAUUUGCCCUAUAAAUUGGUGUUUUAUAGUUUGUGUACUUUUCAUAAAGUUUUUUUUUUUAGUUUCAAUUGUACUUUGUUGUUAUUUAUCUUAAUAUUUAUAUUAUUAUUAUUUGACCUAUCAUUGAAAUGUGAUAUAGUUAGCGCAUUACGUAUUAUAAUCACACUGCGUACUGAUAAUUAUUCAGUGGCAGCAUUUGAAAUGAGGAUUUAUGUACCUAUUGAAUGAAUGGUGUGUUUAUUAAUAGGGUAAACUUUUUUAAUUGACCAAUUUCAAAGUGGUGAGAUGUUAAAUUUUGUAUCUGCACCUUAAAGGGGCAGCUAAUGGCUUACUGCUUGUCAGGACUCCAAGGGCUACAUGUCUCAGGAGGGGACGUCCAUAUAUCGUGUCCUGUUUUUUUUUUUUAUUUUUUUUUAUUUUGGGGGUGGGUGGGGGAGAUGCGGUGUCCGUGAUUGGGCACUGUCUAUGCUAAACUCAUGGGUCCAGGUCACCCCGGGGAGGGAGGGUUUCUAAAAGUGACCUAAAAUAAACACGUUGUAUAUGAACGGCCCCUAACCUGGAAGUGGCUUGAUGAACUUCUGAAAUACAACCUACCUUCCUUUCUUGUUGUGGGCUUGCAACAGGUUUGAGCAUUUGUGUUUACAUUUAAGGUUCGUUGUCAAAGCUACAACCUGUAUACCUCUAAAAGGAGAAAGGGGUGCUGAAAAAAACGCCUUUUGAAUUAAAACAACCAAUUAUAGAAACUGUUGAGUGUAGUGAUGGCAGUUUUUGCAUUUUUGUGAUUAUCAAAACCUUUUUCAGUGUUGUAAAAAAUUGACCCUUGGAUUCAUAUUCUUUAAGUUUUAUUAUUUCAACGAAUUUGUACUGUGACCUGUAGAUACUCUAGAAUACUGGGAUAUGUUUUGAGGGUCUAUGACGUUACUGCACAAUUUUAAAGAGGUGGAGAAUCUGCCAUAAUACCAAUUCAAAAAUUAUUAUCUUAUCUUACAAAGCUUUUUCAGAAUAAAUGUGAUAUCCACCUUUAACCGGAACAAUGCAGCGUUUAAAUAAUCUUUCAUGGUAUGGCUGCAACUUAUUAUUGGGAAAUUCUGAGCAGACUUAGCAUUGGAAUGCAGAUGUAAUUUUAAGGCUUUUUUUUUUUCAAUUAUGACAAAACCCCCAGCAAAAGCCCAAAAUGAAUUACCAUGAUUAGGCUUUUGGAAAAUAAGAUACUGUAUGUAUGUCGUCACCUUGUAUUUAUGCUGUAAAAAGACUAGGGAAAUGAGGAAAGUUACAUCCUCCUAUCGAUUGAAUAAAAAGACUAUGUUUAUUUUCUAUAA
Thrips palmi is the source of this 3170-nucleotide messenger RNA. Its product is annotated as transmembrane protein 165. Gene Ontology annotation, molecular function: calcium ion transmembrane transporter activity; manganese ion transmembrane transporter activity. Bases 303 to 1421 code for a protein of 372 amino acids. Gene Ontology annotation, biological process: Golgi calcium ion homeostasis; manganese ion transmembrane transport; calcium ion transmembrane transport. NCBI's taxonomy places the organism in Eukaryota, Metazoa, Arthropoda, Insecta, Thysanoptera, Thripidae. The record is from RefSeq and is a predicted model, not a curated record. Gene Ontology annotation, cellular component: Golgi apparatus. The transcript is spliced from 11 exons.